CACUUGAAAAGAAAAAGAAGUAAAAGAAGACCUCACCCUGACGCCCGUGACUGUCUGUACCAAUUCGGCUAUGUCAAUGAUGAGAUCGAUGAAGACAUUGAAAAGAGUGCAGCUUGUGACAGCUCCCUGUCAACAUUGAAAAGAGUGCAGGUUGUGACAGCUCCCUGUGGAAACAUUGAAAAGAGUGCAGCUUGUGACAUCCCUGUGGAAGGUCCGAGUGCAGCUUGUGACAGCUCCCUGUGGAAGGCCCAAAUUCCGGAUGAAUACCAUCUUCGCCAGGAGACUGUUUUGUACUUGAGCUGUUUUAUUGCAGGAUUAAGUUCGCAAGGUGUGAAUGGUUCAGUAAGUACAUUAUUUGGUGUCCAAGGUCGGAAUGGUUCAAAAAAUCGCCCUCCUCUGGGCGAAUCACAACGUCUUCAGAUCCUCCAGUGGAAUGCUGGAGCAAUGUCUCCGGACAAAAAGAUCCAAGUACAGAAAAUCCUACAAACCUAUGAUGUAGACAUUUUCACAAUUAUGGAAGCUAACAUUUUGGAUGACAAACUGAAGUACAACCGAUUCCCAGGUUACACCCUGUACAAUCUACCUAAAUACCGGCAAGUUGCAAGUGGAGUUCUAACUAGAAUUAAAGAAGGCCUCACCUCACACUACGAUCUAAUCAAGGGUAUGGGCUCGACACAAGACAAAUGCGAAAUAAUCAGAUUAAAUGUUUGGAAAUGUUAA
This is a messenger RNA of Rodentolepis nana, 720 nucleotides long. NCBI's taxonomy places the organism in Eukaryota, Metazoa, Platyhelminthes, Cestoda, Cyclophyllidea, Hymenolepididae. The record is from the annotation of a GenBank genome assembly.